AUGUUAAACGUUGCGAAAGGGACCGAGGAGCUGUUCGGCGCCAAUGCCGCGGCAGCAGCGACUUUGGCCGAGGCGGUGGUGACGGCGUCGGAGGGGGCGGCGGCGACGGAAGCGGCAGUAGCAGCAUCAGCAAAGGGGACCUCAAUGUCCCCUGUUUUGAUUCUCAUGGGAAUAGAGUUCUUGCAGAACCUGUAUGAAACAAAAAUUAUUCUCAUAACCAUAAUUAGGACCUUGAAGGUUACCGCCAAAAGGGCCCCCCACUCCGGCAUACUGAGUAGGCUGCCAACUAGGACUCGCCUUCCAUCCAUGUUAAACGCUGCGAAAGGGACCGAGGAGAUGUUUGGCGCCAAUGCCGCUGCAGCAGCGACUAUGGCCGAGGCAGUGGUGAUGGCGGCGGAGGGGGCGGCGGCGGCGGAAUCGGCAGCAGCAGCGGACGGGACGGUGGCGGUGGCGGCGGCAGCGACGGUGACGGUAGUGGAAGAGGCAACAACAGCGGAGGGGACGGCGGCGGUGGUGCAAGUGGUGGCGUUGGCGGUGGCGGAAGCGGAGGCAGUGGCGAUUGCGGCGGAGGGGGCGGCAAUGCCGACGGUGGCGGUGGUGAAAGCGGCAGCGGCGUUGGAGGGGACAGUGAAGGCAGCGACCGCGGGGGAGCGGGCGGCGACGGUGAUGAUGACGGAGGGAGAGUGGGCGGAAACGGCGACGGCGUCGGUGGAAGCGGUGGCAGUGGCGGAGGGGACGGCGGCGGCGGUGGCGGCGGCAGGGCAUGGGGAAGUGCUGGUGACGGCGUCAAUGGCAGAAGCCGAGGCGGCGGUGAUGGGGACGGAGGGGCGGUGA
Messenger RNA from Syzygium oleosum, 834 nucleotides. RefSeq lists its product as uncharacterized. NCBI's taxonomy places the organism in Eukaryota, Viridiplantae, Streptophyta, Magnoliopsida, Myrtales, Myrtaceae. The transcript has 2 exons. The coding region runs from base 1 to 834 and encodes 277 amino acids. The record is from RefSeq and is a predicted model, not a curated record.